Molecule: messenger RNA, 669 nt
Organism: Closterium sp. NIES-65
Lineage: Eukaryota; Viridiplantae; Streptophyta; Zygnematophyceae; Desmidiales; Closteriaceae
Source: the annotation of a GenBank genome assembly
AUGGAUUCAGUGCUGGGAAAGCCAUUACAGCUGGGAAAGCCACUACAGCUGGGAAAGCAACUACAGCUGGGAAAGCAACUACAGCUGGGAAAGCAACUACAGCUGGGAAAGCAACUACAGCUGGGAAAGCCACUGCAGCUGGGAAAGCCACUGCAGCUGGGAAAGCCACUGCAGCUGGGAAAGCCACUGCAGCUGGGAAAGCAACUACAGCUGGGAAAGCCACUACAGCUGGGAAAGCAACUACAGCUGGGAAAGCCACUACAGCUGGGAAAGCCACUGCAGCUGGGAAAGCAACUACAGCUGGGAAAGCCACUACAGCUGGGAAAGCAACUACAGCUGGGAAAGCCACUACAGCUGGGAAAGCCACUACGGCUGGGAAAGCCACUGCAGCUGGGAAAGCCACUGCAGCUGGGAAAGCCACUGCAGCUGGGAAAGCAACUACAGCUGGGAAAGCCACUACAGCUGGGAAAGCAACUACAGCUGGGAAAGCCACUACAGCUGGGAAAGCCACUGCAGCUGGGAAAGCAACUACAGCUGGGAAAGCCACUACAGCUGGGAAAGCAACUACAGCUGGGAAAGCCACUACAGCUGGGAAAGCCACUACGGCUGGGAAAGCCACUGCAGCUGGGAAAGCCACUACAGCUGGGAAAGCCACUGCAGCUGGGAUAG